Molecule: messenger RNA, 2155 nt
Organism: Rhododendron vialii
Lineage: Eukaryota; Viridiplantae; Streptophyta; Magnoliopsida; Ericales; Ericaceae
Exons: 12
Coding region: 42-1979 (645 amino acids)
Source: RefSeq, a predicted model, not a curated record
GAGAGAGAGAGAGAGAGAGAGAGAGAGAGAGAGAGGGAAAAAUGGUGAUGCUAUGCUUCGUGUUGGAUCUGCGGAGCCUACCGCCUUCAUUACUUCGAGACUUGAAGCAAUCACUGUUGCAACUCGCGAAUUUUUACGCUGUUUGGGCUCCAAUCGGGGAGAUACCGAAAUUCAAAUCCCUCAGCGAUCGAAUUGGCCUGUGCUAUCUCUACAAGAAUCGGAUUACUUGUUUAGAUGAGCUGAAGGUGGCACACACACCGAGAGGAAACUUCAAUCUCCGUGAUUUCCACCAUGCUGUCAACAACUUGCCUACCAAUGCUUUCUUGCCUGAGCUCAAUGACAGCGGAGCUCUUUGCUGUUGCGAUGUGAAACUUGCAAGCAUCCUAAGCAACAAAGUUUUGUACUCUUGGGGUGGUCAUGAGAAAGAUCUUUCAAGAAAAGUGAUACUGAUCAGCACAUGUGUGGUUGAGAAUCCAGAUUCACUUAUGAACGAUAUUCUCAUGGAGGCAGCAGAUAAGUGUGUUUCGGUUGAGUUUUUAUUGCUGGAGCAACAAUCAAGCCAUCUUGGUGAUUUAUCUGAAACUAUCAGCAACUUUGUGAAGCAUAUUUCUGAUCUUGAGAAUUGCUCAUUCCGUGCCUAUAUGCCAGAUGCACAAGUAUUAUGUGGUCUGGUAAAACAAUGGCUACAAGAGUUGAAGGAUGACAUGGAUGAACCAUUACAGGCUCGGUUUAUCUUCAAGAGCACCCUUUUUGGCUCUCUGAACCUAAUAUCCUGCAAUUUGUCUGCAUCUUCCAAUCACAUAAUUGAUGAGUUCCGUCCCUGUCAGACAUGCAGUUGUCAUGGCAUCCCAUUAGAUGAUGAAUUUGGACAACCAAUCAAGCGGGCUUCUUGUUCAGUUACGGGCGAUGAUCUGGAAAAAUCAGAUUUAGAUGAAAAUUCUGUGAAGAUUGGGGAACAUACGGUUCUAUUUCUGCCCUCAUUCCAGAACUGCGUGAAGCUCGAACGUGUUGCUCAGCCAGUUGACUUGAUUGUUAUUGAAAGGACUAAAUUGGGGUCCGUGAAUGAAGGGCUUAUUAUGGGGACUUCAUUCAUUGUAGGUCCAUCAGCUUUCCAUGAAUCAGAUGAAAUUGAUAAGUCAGAGCUAAACACUCAACUUUUUUCAGGGCUUUGCAGUGCACUACAUUCCCUCGACCAAGGUUUAGUUUGCUUUUCAAAGUGUAAUAUAGAGACUAUGAGGGAGGCUCUCUUCCACUGCUAUUAUCUUCUUCUACCUUCAGAAAAGGGAUUAAUGCUUCUCAGGCGACUUGCAGGAUUGGAAGAAGUUUUACCUUUACCCGAUGUUAGUCAGCUUAUGGGUUCCUCAGCAACAAAUGAGAUAAAAAAUUCCAUUCAAGCCUCUUUGCUGAAGAUGGAAGUAAGAGAAUACAACCCAUUCCUUCAUGAGAGAGGUUUCCAUCAAAAGCUAAACUUGCUUGUUAAAGAGAGCUUGCAAUUGGGGUCAAUACGUCCCAUCUUGAAAGAGGUGACCGCUGAACGGAACUCUACCCAGUGUGAUUCUUCAGAAGAUGCUUUUGUACCCUCAAAGCCAACAGCGAAAGUUGUUGUCAUAGAAGAGGAAAUCCCACAUUCGGAUCCAACAAUGGGAGAAGAAGACCGAGAUUCUGCUCGUGUUACUGAAGAAUGGGAAAACCUGAUCGUCAGUGAAGCACCUAAGAUAAGUUCUCCUUCUUGUAUUUUCCAACCUAAGUAUGAUCGUCUAGUUCUAUCACCACAGGACAGUAACAGGCAACUGGAUGUGAAAACGUCUCGGAUACUAGAGAGGCUAGAGGUCCCAAGGGAGUUGAAAAGAAAGGCACCUCUGGUGCCAACUAAGGCACCUCUCGUCCCAUUCCAACCUGUUUGUGGUGCAGACCAGGGCACACCAUCUAGCCAGCCAAUCAAACCCAAUUUCCAAAGGAUCAAAAGAAGACAAAGAUGAAGGAGAGAUUCUAGCAGGACAGAUACAGUGGAUUUGUUAGUGGUUUCUUCUUUUCCUUGCGCUUACUAUAUUUCGCAAUGCAUAGGAUCAUGUUUUUCAUACGAAACAGUUUUGUCUGUAAGGCACGAAUUAUAAUGAAAAUCAACCAAAAGUUCCAUGCUGGAAGUGAAUUCACU